UUCGGAGUUUGGAGUGGGGCAGCAGGACAGAUUGAAGGCUGUCUUACUCACGUCAUUGCGACACUGUCCCAAACCAUGUCCUCUUACUCUCAGGCUGAGCUGCCUCCUGCGACGACGCCAUCGCCACGCCAGGCGUGGGGGGAGAAGGUAUCAGAGACAGUGUUUUCGCUCUACAAAUCUCUCCCCAAGAAGGGAAAGCCUCAGGGCCGGGAGGUUACUGUUCUUGCCGCCUUUCUCCUCUCUUCUCCCUCUCAAGAUUUGCAAGUCGUUGCGUUGGGUACGGGAACGAAAUGCAUUGGCCGCUCGAUGAGGAGCCCGCGUGGAGAUGUAGUGAAUGAUUCGCAUGCUGAAAUUAUUGCACGAAGGGCUUUAAUGAGGUUCUUCUAUACAGAGAUCCAAUCUCUAGGCGAGAUUUAUAAAGAACACAAUCGCAAUAAAGGAAACAAACUGUUGGCAAGUGAUGCUGUCUCAAACUUGCUUUUCCAUUUGGACAAAGAUUGCCCUGGUGAAGAAAAGUACACGAUGAAAGCGGGUUGGAAAUUACAUUUUUAUAUAUCACAGUUGCCAUGUGGAGAUGCCUCACUCAGUUCACAGUUGUUUCCAUUUAAAAAUAUCGUUCCCCUUAGAGGAGUAGGUUCACCAUCAUGUAUGAGCAAUUGUAAUGAUUCGAUGGCAGAAUUUAUUGAGGCUUCAACGAGUAAUGGUGAUGGCUCCCAACAGCUCUUUGGAAUGGUUCAAAGGAAGCCUGGUCGUGGUGAUACAACUUUGUCUGUUAGCUGCUCUGACAAGAUAGCCCGUUGGAAUGUUGUUGGAAUUCAAGGGGCUUUGCUUUCCUACUUUCUUCAACCUGUUUUCCUUUCUUCCAUUACUGUUGGGCAAUCCUCUAAUGAUUCUGGAAAUUUCCCCUUAGAGGACCAACUAAGAAGAGCUGUACAUGACCGGAUCGUGCCACUAUCUAAUGAACUAAUGAGUCCGUUUAAAGUGAACAAGCCACUAUUCUGGAAAGCUCCCAUACCACCACAGGAAUUUCAGCAUUCUGAGACUGCUGCGACCACUUUAACAUGCGGGUUUUCAAUAUGCUGGAAUAUUUCUGGUUUGCAUGAAGUCAUUCUUGGAACAACUGGCAGAAAGCAAGGGACUUCUGCAAAAGGGGCACUUUAUCCAUCUACCGAAUCAUCUUUAUGCAAGAAGCGUUUGUUGGAGUUUUUCUUGUCACUAAAGCCGGAAUGCUCAGCUGAUUUCCCUACUGAUGAGAUUUCUUAUCAAGAUCUCAAGGAAAGGGCUCUAGAAUACAGUUCAGCUUCAAAAUUAUUUAAAGGUAGUCCAUCUUUCGGCAAUUGGCAAUCGAAACCCUUAGACUUUGAGGCCUUCUCAAUUACGAGACAAUGAGAUUACGGGCACAACCGGGAAAAGGCAGGCAGGCAGGCAGCCUCGAAAGAAACACAGGGAUUGACGGUGUUCUUAUUUAAGUUUUCAGAUACAGAAACCUAAUUCACCGGCAACUACUGCGGCAGAUAACUGUAACUACAUAUUAUAUGGAAGCAGGAGAGAUCAGUAGGAAAAGGAAUAAUAAUAAUAGAAGAAGAAUGAUGAAUAAAGCGUUCAGGUGGUGGGAUGGAGGAAGAAUUUUUGCAAGUCAUGUCGCAAGAGCAGUACUGCUUCUAGUACUGUCAAUCUGGCGUUUGGAUUCAAAGAAUAAGAGGUCAGUAGCUGCUGCCAUUGUCCUCCUCCUCCUCCUCUUCUUCUUCGCGCUCCUCGUCAUCGCCUUCAAUUUUCCAGGCCACUCCUGGAAUCUUUAUAUUGUAAGUCAUUCCUUACACUGCUCAGCUUCUCAUUAAUUUCUCAAAAAAAUUAUUUAUGCCCUCCGUUCGGAUAUGUCUUGGAUUCGGAUGAGUAUAGUUAUAAUCAAUUUUUUUCUGACAAAAACGAGACACUAUGUUGAAAUUAUUUUAGUUUUUCUGUGUCAUCCACUAUGUUAGGUGGUAACACUAGCAAUAUACCUAAUAACUUUUCACUACUAGUUGUAAGAAAAAUAAUGCUCGACUCAAUAAUUUCAUUCUUAAGCUUAAUUUUUUUAAUAUACUUUCAAUUAGGUAUCGAGAGGACAAA
Messenger RNA from Malania oleifera, 2109 nucleotides. RefSeq names its product tRNA-specific adenosine deaminase TAD1. The transcript has 11 exons. Gene Ontology annotation, cellular component: cytoplasm; nucleolus. Lineage: Eukaryota; Viridiplantae; Streptophyta; Magnoliopsida; Santalales; Ximeniaceae. Gene Ontology annotation, biological process: adenosine to inosine editing; RNA processing. Gene Ontology annotation, molecular function: double-stranded RNA binding; tRNA-specific adenosine deaminase activity; double-stranded RNA adenosine deaminase activity. The record is from RefSeq and is a predicted model, not a curated record. Bases 76 to 1389 code for a protein of 437 amino acids.